This is a messenger RNA of Aspergillus chevalieri, 1677 nucleotides long. RefSeq lists its product as uncharacterized. Gene Ontology annotation, biological process: endocytosis; actin cortical patch localization; plasma membrane tubulation. Gene Ontology annotation, cellular component: Rvs161p-Rvs167p complex; medial cortex; actin cortical patch. Gene Ontology annotation, molecular function: protein binding; lipid binding. The record is from RefSeq and is a predicted model, not a curated record. The transcript has 4 exons. Lineage: Eukaryota; Fungi; Ascomycota; Eurotiomycetes; Eurotiales; Aspergillaceae. Bases 1 to 1677 code for a protein of 558 amino acids.
AUGAACCGGUUAAACAGACAAUUCGUGAAGCUCAGGAAGAGGUCAGCCGAUGAGAACGAUGUCGGAAUCCUUCUUCACGAUUUCAACGAGGCCGACAACCUGCUGUCCAAGCUGAUCGAGGACACCUCCGCCUGGCGCGAUGGCUGGUCAGCUAUUCUCAACCAUCAGGAGCGUGUCGUCAGCGAGUUCAAAUCGCUGUAUGCUCCCAUCCCCGGGAAUACCUCAGGCUUGCAAACCUCCACUACCCCGGAUGAUGUGACGUCACGCACCACCAAACUCCAUGAGGACUAUGUCCAGCUACGCCAGGACCUCCUGGCAGAGCUCAAUGCCGUCGAUGAUUCCAUGAUUAGGCCCGCCAGAGCGGCCAAGGAUUAUAUCACACCAAUGAAGAAGACCAUCAAGCAGCGUCAGGAUCGCAAGCUGGACUACGAACACUACCAAUCGAAAUACGAUGGCUACGCAAAGAAGCCCAAGCGAUCGGACCGGGACAAUGCCAACAUGGCAAAGACAGAGCAGGAGCUGGUCAACGCCCAAGAUAUGUACAAUCGCGCAGACGACACCCUCCGCGAACGUCUCCCUCGAAUCCUCGAAGCAAUCUACUCUCUGCUCCCACGCAUCCUCGCCGUCCAGAUCCGUCUCCAGAACACCAUGCUGGCACACUACUACACCAUCCUGCAUACCUUUGCAGAAGACUACCAAUUCAUGUCUCCCCCACCACCCAUGGACCAAGUCAUCCUCGAAUGGGAAGAAUCACACCUUCCCGUUCGCGAAGAAAUUGAAAACUUCCGGUGUCUCAUCAACGGCAAAGCCAGACAAGGCAGCACCGCUGCCAACACAAACAACCCACCAAGCCCCCCUUCCCUCCGCGCACCACCGCCCGCGAACGACUACCUCUCCCCCGGAACCACCUACGACAAUGACAGCACCCGUCCCCCAAGCCCCGCAAACAGCUACACCCAGACAAUCUUCAGCCAGCCCCGCAACAGCAUAGACACAACAUACACCAUCCCAGAGUCCCCAGAGACAGGCCCCAAAUCGCCCUCCGUCUACAGCACCAGCACGAAUACCCAACCCCAUCGUCCCUCCCGCAUCCCCUCCACAUCCACGAUCCCAACAUUCAACACCCCCGACUACAACAACUCCAAUUCCCCACCAAAACCCCUCACCCCAAAACCCUCCUCUUCAAACCUCUCCACAACAUCCUUCCACACAGCCAAAUCCUCCCUCUCCCCAGCCCUCUCCUCCAGAGCAUCAUCAAUCUCUGGGGUCUCAGCAACCACAACCCCAAUGAGCACGGGCUACUCCCCCGCCGGCCCAAGCGCGGACUACUUCACCCGCCAAGCCGCGUCAAAGCCAACAACCCCCAAACCAGCACUUACAACCUCGUCCUCUAAACCUCAGGCACCAGUCUGCAAUAACUCAAUCGAUCAACGGAUCUCCUCGCUCGGCGCUGCGGCAGCAGCGGCCGCGACGAAGAAAAGGCCGCCGCCUCCGCCAAAGCCGAAGGUUCAUUUGGUGACGGCGUUGUAUGAUUUUCAGGGGCAGAGUGAGGAUGAUUUGGUUUUUUAUGAGGGUGAUAAGAUUCGGGUUAUUGAGAAGACGGCGAGUUCGAAUGAUUGGUGGCAGGGGGAGCUUAGGGGGGUGAAGGGGUAUUUUCCGGCGAAUUAUGUGCAGUGA